This is a messenger RNA of Rhodamnia argentea, 2421 nucleotides long. RefSeq names its product serine/threonine-protein kinase/endoribonuclease IRE1a-like. Gene Ontology annotation, molecular function: RNA endonuclease activity; ATP binding; protein serine/threonine kinase activity. The coding region runs from base 1 to 2421 and encodes 806 amino acids. The transcript has 7 exons. NCBI's taxonomy places the organism in Eukaryota, Viridiplantae, Streptophyta, Magnoliopsida, Myrtales, Myrtaceae. Gene Ontology annotation, cellular component: IRE1-TRAF2-ASK1 complex. The record is from RefSeq and is a predicted model, not a curated record. Gene Ontology annotation, biological process: intrinsic apoptotic signaling pathway in response to endoplasmic reticulum stress; IRE1-mediated unfolded protein response; protein phosphorylation.
AUGUAUCUUAAGAGGAAGCAGCACGAUCUGCCAUCGGCCAUCCCAAAAGCUCACGAAAAGGUGGAUCGGAGACAUGGAAAGCGGUCGCUUCCUCCUGAAGCAUCAUUGCAGGAAACGGAGAGGGAGGACGAUUUCGCCUUCUACGAGUCCUCCUUCUCCGUGACCGACGUCUCGGCGAUGGUCGCGGCUCUGAGCCAGGUCGUUUCCCCCAUCGACGAUUCCCCGAGCUCGACCGACCACCCGGCAGCGCCGGUACAAGAGGAGCAUGGGGACCCUCCUCAGCAAGCUCCGGAUCAAGGGAAGAUGUCUGGUGAGAUGGACCACUUUCAGUUGUAUGUAACGCCCCUGUCCAAGAGUAACUGGAGCUGUAACUUCUGCGGGAAUCAGUAUCAUGGAGGCACAACGAGGAUCAAGGCCCACUUUUCCGGAAUUGCGUGGUUUGGGACGCCUUACUGCAAGUUCGUCCAUCCGCAAGUGAGAUCAGCAGCCCUUCUGGAGUUGCUGGGUGAAGCAGCUGUGGAAUCGAGCAAUGGAGGAGGCAGUGUUGAAGAGGAUCCGAAUCAGCCAGCAACCACACUCACUGCCCCGUCAUCAUCGGCCUUUCCUCCAUUGCCUGAGACGAAUUUUCUCAAUCGGUCUCCUCCUGCAGCUGUGGCAUCAAGCAACGGAGGAGGCAAUGUUGAAGAGGGUCCACGUCAGCCGGCGACUGCAAUUGCUGAGGGUGAAUUCUCACUUUGGCAAUGGCCCCCAUGCUCAAGCUCAUCGGCCUUUCUUCCACUGUUCCCAAGCUCAAGCUCAUCAGCCCCUUUGCCCAAUCAUCCUCUUCCUGCUCAAAACAUGAAUCCACAGUGGGACAUCUCAUCCUGGCAGUGGCAACAACCUCCUCAAUCUCUUGCUGCUGAUUCUGACAUACAGCUGCGGUUUUUGAGUUAUCCUGACAGUCCCCAAGACCUCGUGCCCAAAACUUUGACUGACAUGCCACACCCAGCGAAUGCAGAAGAGGAACAACCUGAUACAGAGGUUCCACAAGGAGGAAAUGAAGGCAGGAUGGACAUUACUAACAGCAUUUUCGAUGAAUGGGUGAAGCUCAAUCACUCUCCCGAUGGUGGCAUUGGAUGGCGUACUAAUGGUAAGAUCCAUGUAUCAAAUAGAGUAAUUGGUAAGGGAAGUAAUGGGACCAUUGUCCUCCAGGGCUACUACGAAGGUCGAUGUGUUGCAGUGAAACGCCUUGUCUGGGAUCAUCAUGAUGUUGCCUUCAACGAGAUUAAGCAUUUGAUAUUAUCCGACCGCCAUCCAAAUAUCGUUCGGUACUAUGGAGUGGAGUGCAACAAUGAUUUCGUGUAUCUUGCUCUAGAGCGCUGCACUUGCAGCUUAGAUGAUUUAAUUCAAGCACAAACAGAUUCUUCAAUUAACUCUGUCCACCCUGAUGCUCCAGCAUCAAUGAUCGAUUAUAACUAUAAAUUGGGUUCCGUUAGGGAUGCGAUGCAGGAUAUUGAGUUGUGGAGGGCAGAUGGACAUCCCUCACCUUUGUUGCGGAAAAUGAUGAGGGAUGUGGUAUCAGGACUCGCUCAUUUGCAUGUCUUGGGAAUAAUCCAUCGGGAUUUAAAGCCUCAAAAUAUCUUGAUUUCUAAGAAUCAAUCAUUGGUUGCUCAUCUAUCUGAUAUGGGCAUUAGCAGAUGCCUUCCUGAAGAUAAAUCUUCCUUGGGAUAUCAUGCCACCGGUUGUGGAAGCUCAGGAUGGCGAGCACCUGAACAACUUCUUCAUGGUGGGCGCCAAACACGUGCAAUGGAUUUGUUUAGUUUAGGUUGUGUCUUGUUCUUUUGCAUCACUUGUGGAAGACAUCCAUUUGGUGAACCUUUAGAACGUGACUACAACAUCGUGAACAACAGAAUGAACCUCUCCUCAGUGGAAUUCAUACCAGAAGCUGUGGAUCUGUUUUCACGUUUACUAGUCCCCAAUCCUGAAUUGAGGCCAAAGGCAUGGGAGGUGCUUCACCAUCCAUUUUUUUGGAGUUCAGAGAUAAGGCUGUCUUUUCUUCGUGACGUCAGUGAUAGAGUAGAAUUGGAAGCUAGGGCACCCAAUUCAGAUCUUCUGGUAGCACUGCAGAGCACUGCGCCAGACGUUUUUCAAGAGAAUUGGGCCAGCAAAAUAGAGACUGAUGUUAUGGCCGACCUACGCAGACGGAGGACUUAUGAUGGUAGGCGGGUCAGAGACUUAUUGCGAGCUGUCCGAAAUAAGUUUAGCCAUCACAUGGAAGCUCCAGAAGAUGUUAAGGAGAUCCUCGGACCGGUUCCCGAUGGUUUGGAUGCUUACUUCGCUGUACGAUUCCCGAGACUCUUGAUUGAGUCGUACAAAGUGGUGUCCAAUUUCUGCAAAGAAGAGACAUGCUUUCAGAAGUACUUUUCAAGUAAUGCGCUUUGA